CAGGCGCACGUCGCGUCGGUCCUCGGAGCAACAGAGUGCUGUGUGUACACCCCCGCCCACGUAUUAUUGUGCUGGCUAGCUUACGAAGCCAGCUAGCCACGCUUCUGUCACGGGAGGACGCCCGGCGACAGCCGAGGCGGAUGAUGCGUCUCGUUAUUCCGCGAGAGGCAAAAUCCCGGGCGCGCCAACGAGCCGAAUGUUGAACAAGUUUUAAUGCGACACCGCGGUCGAGCAUGAUUCUGGCUGGAUCAGACCACUUCUUGGCGGUACCAGUGGAAGCGACUGCAGUUCUGGGAGCCGUUGCCGGUUUCGUAGUAUUAUUGCUGGCCCUCUUCCUCUAUUUGUCCCGGAAGUGGUGCUUCACGCCGCCCUCCUCCACGGCGCUUUUCGGCGGAGUCUGUGUGCCUCUCUGUGAGUCCACCAACAGCUCCACAUCUCAAAUCUCGAAAAACAUAGGGAAAACAUUCUCCUAUUCAGAUCCAGAAACAAGCUCAGAUUCAGAGGAAGACGCUCUUCGACGAUUAAACUCGCAUUCACAUCCUCCACCGGAUACAUUAACUAUCCAAGCGGAGGAUGUACCAACGACCAUCGUAGAUGCUGGGACCACUUCCAGUAGCUGCACCGAGGAACAUUCCCCAACGGAUCAGCAGCAGUGUGUAGUGGAAGUUGGGGCAUCUAACAUUAUACUCGACAAUAGAGAACAGGAGAUAGAGGUCGAGCAAAAUGAAUCGACGACCAAUGAUGUCAUCACAACGAUGGGUACGAUGGUUACCGAGGAAGUUGGUAGUCUGGAAGUCGCUUUCUUAUACGAUGCCCCAAUGCGCGAGAUGACAGUUCACGUGUUACAAGGACGAAAUUAUCCUCCCGGCAUCGGCGGCAGUCAGGUACGAUUAGUCUUGCUGCCAUCAAAGAAGCAAAGACGCAAGACUCGAGUUCGACAAGGAACAUCGCCGCAAUACAUGGAGAGCUUUUUACUUCCUCGCGUAAAUCCGGAGGAUGUAAACGCAAUGGGAGUACGACUUAGGGUAUACCUCUGGGGUGGCAGAAUGAUGCGUCGGGAGAGAUUGUUGGGCGAAGCCAGGGUAUCCUUUGAUCAGAUUAAUCUUCAACUGGAAACGACUCUCUGGUUGACUCUUCAACCGCCGCUUUCUUCUUCGGCACAAGAUUGGGGAACUACCAGCAGUCUAACUCGUAGCGAUUCCACGGGAUCUCAGCAGUCGGUUCAGUCAUAUGCCUCUACAGCUAUACCACCUUACGGCAGCAGUAUGAAAGGUGGUAGCGUUGCCGAAAUUCUAAUCGGUCUGGCAUACAAUGGCACGACGGGCCGCUUAUCAGUAGAAAUAAUUAAGGGCUCCCAUUUCCGCGGUGGAGGUGGAAAUGACACGAAACCACCUGACACCUACGUAAAAUUGGCCCUUGUUGACAGCAACAAUCACGAAAUGGGCCGGUCGAAGACCGGUCUAAAACGCGCUCAGCCAAAUCCUCUCUACAAGGAAACUUUUAUAUUUCAGGUCGCGUUGUUUCAAUUGGGGGACGUAACGCUCUUCCUAUCCGUAUACAAUCGUCGGCGGAGCGGAAUGGGUAGAAAAGGACGAGAGAUGAUCGGCUGGCUUUCUAUGGGUUUGAAUAGCUCCGGAUCUGAGGAACUGCAGCAUUGGAAUGACAUGCGGACGGCGAGGCAACCGACGCAAGUACAACGCUGGCACUCGCUAUUGCGUCCUUGAGGCAUUCUCGAUGCGAUUUAUCUUCGAUGUCGAGGAUCCCGGACGAUCAUGUGAUGUUAUCGACAUCCUGGUCCUCUCAUCGUGCCUGUCCUGUCACGUGGUACGACGCUCUCCGACUCGACAUGUGCCUGAGCCAAUCUGGAUCCUUUAUUUUUUACUUUGUGCCUUUCAUCCUCUUUAGGCUAUGUGCCACGCUAAAUGGAGAAUCGUCGUAAUGUAAGUGAAAUUGUGGCCGAGCGGCAUUUGGAAAAUACACGAGUUAGUUACAUACAUCUCUUGACUUUAUAGUAUUGUAACAGGGUGGUCAUGCAACAGAAAAAAAAACACAGAAAUCUCUAAGUUUGGAAAUAUUUCAAGAGUGAGGAAACUCAGAGAUUUUCGGAAAUAUUUUGGAAAAACAUCGAGGUUUCCUUAAUAUUGCUAAAAUAUUCCAAAAGAAGUAAAAAAGCUUCUGUAAUUUUAUAAAAUACUCUUAAAAAUUGGCAGAGCCUAAAAAAAUAAACAAAUCCUUAGAGAUUCGAUAAAAAAUUAGUAUUUCAUUUUUGGAAGUUUCUAAUUUGGUAAAUUUGAGAAUUUAGGGAUUUGAUGAACUUAUCGAAACGAAUGAUUUGUGUGUCCACUCUGAAAAUGGAUAACAUCGACACAGUGAAUUACUAUUAUACAGUCAUAUCUAUUGUUUCUAUAGAGCAACGAAAUUAUUGAAACACAUCUUUUGAUUUCUUGCUUUUUUUCUCAAAUAAUAUAGCUACUCUAGCAAAUAUUCUAGUAAAUUAAUAUUGAUAAGUAAUAAGAUUUUGAUGAAUUGGAAUAUUAUUCUUUUCUUAAAACUUACUUAUUCAUGAUAUUUUAAUUUUUUAUUUAAAAAAUAUCAAGUCUCUCUCUCUCUCUCUCCCUUUCUCUUUUUUCUGUUAUAAGCUUCAAUUAAAAUAGUUCUCAAAAUAAACUAAAAUUAUCACAUCAUAGAAUGUGAAAUUCCAAGAACUAUUAAUUAUUUUUUAUAUAUGUUUUCACACAUUUAAAUUUAAAAUACCGCCAGAAGAAAAAGUAAUUUUUGCUUUGCCAAAAAAUACAUUUUAUCUCUUUCGAUUUAUACUAUUUCUGUAAUACUCAAUGAAUAUGUUGCUCAUUAUAGCUAUAUCACAUAUAUUUCAAUAACAUCGUUGUCAAAUCAUAAAUCAUUGCUGUAUUAUGCUGUAUCAGUGUGUCGAUAUUACCUGUCUUACGAUAUAUAAUUGUAUGUAUGUACAUAUAUUUGGACGAAUAUUUGCUUGUGUUUGUUCAUAUAAAUCGAUAUGACAAAUACUGAGCCCGUGUUCUCGCUGUGCAUUUAACAUUGAUUAUUAGAUUUCUACUUAGUAUCGAUAACACGAUACUCAGUCUUAUUACCGCAACUUAAACAUACCUGAAUGAAACACUCUAAGUGAAUAUAUAUUUAAUUCUGGAGAGAACGAUGCAAGAUCAAUGUCCAGUGCCAAGAUUUGUUAUAAAAAUAGCAACAAGCUAAUCCGUAAAAAAGAUAUUGUUAUUAAAAACUAACGAUUUAUAUUGCUGCAUAAUAAAUUAAUAGAAUCGUUAACUAUAAUAUUAAAUUAAAUUAUUUCAAGAUUAUCGAGAUACUCAAUAUUAAUCGACAUUGUCUCGCAAAAUUUUUAUUAACCGUUUCAUCUGUCGUUUGUAAAUCUGUACUUAUAUACAGUUAUGUUUAUUUGAAUGCAAUUUUUAUUAAUCAUCAAAUUAAUUUAAUUGAUCAAUCUUUCAACUCUAAAACAUUAUUUUACGUUUCAUUCAGGUAUGUCUGGAAAAAAAAGAUUAAAAUUAGCAGACGGAUUAAAGCGACAGAUUAUAGCGGUAAGAUAAGAUUAAGAACACGGGCAUCUCUCGAGAUGGUUCGAGAAUGGAUUGAUACACGGAGAAUUAGUGCGGAGAAUUAGCGCCGGUGUGGUGAUGAUUUAGCGAGACUUCGAAUCGAAAUGGAAUAAAAAAGCGAAACGAACAAAUCCACAAUUUAACGACGCACAAUGACUCGCUAAACGCAGAUGUGUUUGUAGAGUCGAUAUAAUAUAAAUGAAAUAGAAACAUAAACACAAGAUCAUGCAUACACGUUAGGUUGUAGAUACGUGAUAUAAUCUAUGCAUAAUAUUAGAAUUUUUGAGCAAGGAGGUCUCCUCAUCAUACUAAAGUUAUAUUAGAGAAUAUGCAAAAAAGAAUAGAGAAGAGAUGUUUUGAAAAUGGAUUUUUCACAUUAAAUAUCAUGAAAUUAUUUCGAUAUAAAGAGAGAUGUCUACAAAAACAAUUCUCUUUAUAAAACUAAUUUUAUGUCUAUGGAUUCAUUAACAAAUUUGAAGUCAAACUUUUUAGCAAAUUUGAUUGAGUUUUGUUUUUAUACACAUAUUUAUAAUUUUCGACAUUAAAUACUUUGAUAAUUAAUGAUUUUUUUUUAUUACCUAAUAGCAACGAUUCUUAGAUUAUAUGAUUUAAAAUUAUUAAUAAAUGUGCAUACACACAACAUACUCAUAUAUAUACAUAUAUAUACACACAUUGAUGAUAAUGCGGAAGAUGGGUUUAAACCAAACAAUCGUUAGGGAACCCCCCGGAUCAGCGGGAAAACCAGCCACUGAUUACAACGGACAAACAGAUGCUGUGAAUCAUUUAACGCUUGAUCUUUUCAAGCCUUUAGUGGUAAAUUUUUAUCAUGGUUAUUAAUCCAUGCUCGAACUAUUCUGUCUUAUUUACGUUUUAGAAGUAAAAAAUGACCAGGGCUCAGAAGUCUUCUUUAGGGUAUGGAAUUUUUUUAUCGCACAGCGCGAUUUCUUUUUAUAUAUACACAUUUAUACGUAUUGCGAAUAAUUUAAUUAUUGCAAAUGAGAGUUUAGAAUAUCUUAAGCUUACAAAGUCUUAGAGAGAGAGAAAGAGAGAGAGAGAGAGAAAGAUUCAAUGAAUCAUCUUUCAUUUAUAAAUCUUUUUUGCAAUUUAAACUGGAUUUUUUUUUUCUAAGAAAACAUGUAAACGUUUUCGUACUUCCGAUUUUGAUCGUAAUUGGAUAUGUUAUGAAGAGAGUGAGAAAAUUUAUGAGAUAUUUAUACUCUUAUAAUUCUUCAAUACUUGAUAUUUACUUACUUACAGAAUGUGAAAACUAUAGCUGUGAGUUAAUAGAAUCGAUUAAAACAGAUUCUAAAACGCAUUUAGGAUAUAAACGUGAUAAGAUUUGCAUUUGUUUUUUUAACCACAUUAUGUAUAUUAACUGAUAUUAUUGUACUUCUGGGUCCUAGCAAUAUUAUCGUACAUCUUAAUACACAGUCUGUUUAUAAACAGCACGAUGCUGAAAAGAGGAGUGAAAUGUUUAAAUAUGUAAAUUAAUUAACGCGAGUAGUAUUAAUAUCUCUCUAUUAUAAGAUUAUUAUUGAACAUUUAUUUUACACAAGACACAAACUAAACUUUGAGAAAAUGCAAGGAUUUCCAGUCAUAUUAUGUGAGUAAUAUAUGUUGAAUUAGCAGGUAGUUUUUCAGGGUAAUUUUUAGGCCUUUUAAAUCUUUGAAUUUAAUAUAAUGUAAUUGUGAUAACAUUAAUCUUACAAGUUUUCUAGUGUUUUGCAUGAAAAGUCGAUAUUGGAUUUGUAUAGGGAGUGACUGGAUCACCAUAUUACAUUUUAUUUUAGAACACUGCACUGGGAUUAUAUAAUCUCUAGUUAGAGAUCUUUAGAAAACGUGAUAAAAUUUUCACGAAUUUUCUUUUUAGAAAAAAGUUUCCUAUAUUUGACUCUUAUUAUUCAUUGAUACUUGCAAUAUCAAGACGAUAAAAAGCCGAGAGAUCUGAAGUUCCAACAUAUGAAUUGCUUUGUUACAUUCCAUAGAUACAUUUGUGAGAAUAAGAACGUACGAGAAUUGCUAGAUUAGGUAAUAACGAUUACUUGUUAAUCGCUAUAUCAUUUAAAUCUUAAUAUUUCGUCAAUUUUUCAAAAUCGCGAAAUAUGAGAUAAAAUCAUGAGAAAGAUACCAGAUCGCGAAGAUUAUAAACAGACUAUAAUGUUGGAUUUUGAUCUAUAUUUUAUCUAUAGCACCCGUUUCUCGAUAAACAUUAAUUCAAGUUUGAAUGUCUACUGCACAAACUAAUUAUCUUAAUCAAUGUUAUUACGCGUACUUAUAAAUUAACAAUAAUUAUUACAUCUCCAUCGCGUUUUAUAAAAAUGUAUUCUAUCAAUAAACUUACAAUUAUCGGAA
Molecule: messenger RNA, 5942 nt
Organism: Cataglyphis hispanica
Lineage: Eukaryota; Metazoa; Arthropoda; Insecta; Hymenoptera; Formicidae
Gene: Syt14
Product: synaptotagmin-14
Exons: 9
Coding region: 234-1724 (496 amino acids)
Source: RefSeq, a predicted model, not a curated record